Phragmites australis (common reed) is the source of this 996-nucleotide messenger RNA. RefSeq names its product glutathione S-transferase T3-like. NCBI's taxonomy places the organism in Eukaryota, Viridiplantae, Streptophyta, Magnoliopsida, Poales, Poaceae. The record is from RefSeq and is a predicted model, not a curated record. The transcript is spliced from 2 exons. The coding region runs from base 1 to 996 and encodes 331 amino acids.
AUGGAUAGUUUUUUGGAUUUGAUGAGUGAUCGAAACAUUGAAGACAAUGGACCGUAUUGGGAUGAUAGUCAAUUUGCAAGUCCACUUGAGGAACAACAAACGCCACAUGUAGAAGCUGGUGCAUCCCAAAAAGCAAAAAAGGUCAGAUCAAAAAAAUUCAGUGUAAAAGAAGACAACAUGUUGGUGUCGGCAUGGCUAGAAGUUAGUUUGGAUGCUAUACAAGGGAAUGAACAAUCACGUGCUACGUAUUGGCAAAGAAUUACUGAUUAUUUUCAUGAGCACAAGGACUUUGCAUCUGAUCGUAAUUCCAAUUCUCUACAGCAUCGUUGGUCUGUCAUACUAGAAGGUGUUAACCGGUUUUGUGGAUGUUAUGUUCAGAUUCAAAACAGGAGGCAAAGCGGGGUGACAGAACAAGAUAAGGUAAUGCAUGCAUGUGAAUUGUAUAAGUCAAAAGAUCCGAAAGGCAGAUCGUUCGGAUUGUUGCAUUGUUGGAAUAUCUUGCAGCAUGAGCAAAAGUGGAAGGAUAGGUGCGGCGAGAAAAAACAGAAGACAUCCACCACUGGAAGUCCAUCGUCCAGUCCUGGGACCAAUGAGAGUCAUCUAGAGGUUGAUGGGGAGGGUCAUACUUCAGAGCCCGUGGUUAGGCCAGUAGGUAGGAAGGCGGAGAAAGAGCGACAGCGGCGAGGUAAAAAUCCCGUCUCUCCUGGAGAUAAUCUUUACAUGGAAGCGAUGGAAAACUUGUGGACUAAGAAGAAAGAGGCAGAAGCCUUGAAAGAGGUUGCAAAAAAAGAGCGCAAUGAUGAAAGACUUGUACUUGAGAAGAAAAGGAUUGAACUGAAGGAACAAGAUAUUGAGUUAAGGAGAAGGAUUACAAGUGCAUACAUAAUUAAAAUAGUACAUGAUAGGUACCGACUAUAUUGGUACAACUACAUACACUACACCCCUCCAUAUUUUUCCCACAGGUGCUCGACUAGAUCAUCACGAAGCUGUGAGUGA